Rattus norvegicus (Norway rat) is the source of this 22655-nucleotide messenger RNA. The record is from RefSeq and is a predicted model, not a curated record. Lineage: Eukaryota; Metazoa; Chordata; Mammalia; Rodentia; Muridae.
AGGUUCUGUCUGAGCUAGAGAUCCCACAGGACUCCGGGGCUGCUGGAGAAAGGAGUCGUGAGGCAAGGCCCUUUCCAGAAAGACUCGGAACUCUCGGGAGGGGCGGCUCGUGGAGACAUGGAGCACAGCCGCUCAGCUGCAGCGGAUGACCUGCAGAUCAAGGUUCUUGUCAGUGUUGAGAGCGUCACCAGAACAAAUAUUCAUCCAAAAAUAAACUUCCUGCUCUUCCUGUUUUUAUAACUUGCCUAUUUCCUCUGAGUUUGAGGCUGGUCUCCUGUUCAUGGGUAUUAAUCUUCAGAGGAUCAAGACCUCUAUAGAAGUAUUUCCUGUACGUGUUUAUCCACCCAGCCCGAAAUUAUUUUCUCCAAAUGAUAAGAGAUUUUUUUUUCCCAUCCUGGUAUGUCAGCCUAUGAAAGAUUUUUAGUUGGGAAUCCCAGAGACGAAGGCUUAAGCCAAGCCAGAGGAGACCCAGGCAGGUGGAGAGUGACCUUCAGUGCUUGUGGUUUGUCUGUUUACAGGUGUGUGUGUGUGUGUGUGUGUGUGUGUGUGUGUGUGUGUGUGUGUGUGACACGUAUGCAGAGGAAAAGUGAAGAGUUGGUUCUCUAUACCAUAUGGGUCCUGAGGAUUGAACUCAGGUCAUCGAGCUUGGUGGCAAGUCCCCUUGCCCGACGGACCAUCUUUCUAGCCCACUUAAGUGUUUCUGUCCACCACCCAGGUUAAAGGUGGCUUCUUAGGGAGAUUCUUAGAGUCCUAGAGAUAGGGAAGGAGGAACUUGAAAGGACCCAGUGUGAGGAAUGCUCAAGCGCCCAGUGAAUACCACAGGGGAAUACCGGCUGAGACAGCUUUGUUCUUCUCAAGAGUGCUGUGUCCCUUAUUGGACUGCUCCUGUCUCUGAGCUGUAAGCAGGGCCACUACCCUCACAGAGAGGAAGUUAGAAGGGUUGUGCGCAGAAAGAAACCCACAAGUUUGGCCAAGUCUAGAACUGGGGACAAAUAGCCCAGUAGGCGCUAACAUUUUAGCUCAUUGGCCCUGGGCCUCCUGCCCCUGACAGUCUCCUUGGCUUUUUAUACAUAGAAAUCCCAGGCUGGCAUUCCAUUGAGUACUUUAAAGUACGUUUCCUUGACUGAGUCUUACAGACAGACAGAGGCUGAGGCGACCUGGCUGUGUGGAUGGCAGCAGGUACCACUGUAGAACUUGGAGGGAGGCCAGUGGCCUUUCUUAAGUGGGUCUGGGGCAGCCACAUUUUCUAAAUGCUACCACCCCAUGGCACCACCCCUCCUGCCAGAGACCCAGGUGACACCAUUGGUAAUAACUGUCCCCAGACCACUGUCCAGUUCUCUAGCCACUAGUCAUUUGGGUUCUGAGCCCUUAAAACAAGCCAGUGUGGCCUGAGAGGUAGUCUCAGUGCAGAGUAUAGAGUAUUUUGAAGCUUUAUUAUAAUCAGCCUAGGCAUCCCACUAGUAAUUAUUUUAUUUGGAUUACCUGUGGGAACAAAUAUACCUUUUAGAUAUAUUGAGUUACGGCAACUCUACGGAAAAACUUCAGAUUGUGCGUAUGGCUUGUUCCACUUCUGUGUUGUUAACCUGCUGUGGCACAGCCACAGGUACAUAGUCUCUGGGCUGUCUCCCUGUCAGCCUAGCUGGGUGGUGACCGAGCCCUAACCCAAGACUUUCCUAGGACAGCGAUUCCUGUAGGCUGAUAGUUACACACACACACACACACACACACACUUUGUUUUUUCCUUAGUCAGCCUUGCUGGCAGCCUCCUUCCCGGAAGCCUUUUUUCAGAUCCUACAGUCUUCCUGUGCUCCUGCCCCGGGUCAGACUUUAUGGCUGGUUGCCUUCAGUCCAUCCGUUCACUGUAGGCAGGUCGUCUAGAAACCCGGUGCUCAGUUGAACCCUGAUGCCAGUGUUGCAGAACAGCUUGUGUGUGGUGGGUCUCCAUCCCGCUCCACCCCACCCCCAUCUGUGUUUGUGUUUGUGUUUGUGUGUGUGUGUGUGUGUGUGUGUGUGUCCCCGUGUCCUCUGUGUGUGUAUGUGUGGUAGGUCUCUAGACUUUCUGUUGUGUCCUGUGUGUGGGAAGAGGGGAGGGUUUGUGUUUUGUGUGUGUGUGUGUGUGUGUGUGUGUGUGUGUGUGUGUGUGAUGGGUCCUUAGAUUUUCUGUUGUUGUUUCCUCUGUGUGCGUGUGUAUGUGUGUCCUGUGUGUGUGUGGUAGAUCUCUAGACUUUCUUUUGUGUCCUGUUGGGGGGGGGCGGUGUGUGUGUGUGUGUGUGUGUGUGUGUGUGUGUGUGUGUGUGUGAUGGGUCCUUAGACUUUCUGUUGUUGUUUCCUCUGUAUGUGUAUGUAUGUGUGUAUGUGUGUGUGUGUUGGGUCUCUAGACUUUCUGUUGUGUACUCUCUCCCUCCCUCUGUGUGUGUGUGUGUGUGUGUGUGUGUGUGUGUGUGUGUGUGUGUGUGUUGGGUCUCUAGACUUUCUGUUGUGUCCUCUGUAUGUGUGUGUGUGGUGGGACCCUAGACUUUCUGUUGUGUACUCUCUCCCUCCCUUCCUCCGUGUGUGUGUGUGUGUGUGUGUGUGUGUGUGUGUGUGUGUCCCUAGACUUUCUGUUGUGUCUUGGGUGUGUGCGCACACACGUGUGGCCUUUGAAGUGUAUUCUCAAGGAUGAGCAUGCGCUGGGGAAACACAAGGUGGUUGUGAGGCCUGGGAAACUCCUGCUUUGGGAAGUACAGAAGUCCACUCACUGGGCUCACCCUCCUCGUCUGCCGGUGUUUCAGGAACAAGAGGAAGUUCUGCCGCUGGCUAAAGCCCCAGAUAAUUCCCCGCUGCAAUGAAGAAUUCCAUGUUGACCAGGAGAACAUGUUUACCUGGACACUUGCUGUUUGCAGGGCUGGAGGGGACACCUGCUUUGCUGGCCGGCACAGUAGCCCAGUACUGACUGCGUUUUUGCCCACUUCAUGGUGUGCUUUGUAUUCAACCAUUUUUUAAUCUCGGCUACAUGGGAGCAGGCAUGUGUUGAACGCUUGGUGUACACAAGCACUGCACAAAGAACAAACUCACAGAUGCCCAAGUAGCCACUGUUAUUGCCUUAUUUGUAGACCCGCAAAUGAGUUGGCCCAUGAUGAACCCAAGGGUGGGCGCCGUUUAGUUCUGACUCAAGUCCUGUAUUUGGCUGUUGAGUUGACAGUGUGAGUCUCCCAGUCCAGCUUGGGUCAGCCUCAUUUCGUUGGCACCUUUAAUUGUUUUGUGUCACAGUGUCUGUUGGUACAGGCUGGAGUAGGCUACCACAGGAAGAUUAUCUUCAGGGCUCCUUGGCCAUCUGAACUAAGGGUGGAGGAUACAUUUUUCUAUUCCUUUAGAACAAUUUGCUAGUUUAUUUAGCUUAUUUUCUUAAGAGAUUUGUUUAUUUGAUGUAUCCGAGCACUCUAUCUGCAUGUACAUGCGUGCCAGAAGAUAGCGAGCGUCAGAACUCAUAGAUGACUGUGGGUUGCUGGGAAUUGAACUCAGGACCUUUGGAAGAGCAGCUGACACUCCUAACUGCGGAGCUGUCUCUCCCAUGCUACUUUGACUUUGUUUUUUGUUUUUGUUUUUGUUUUUUUUUAUUUUUGAGACAAAGUUUCAGUCUGAAGUUUAGGCUGGCCUCAAACUCAUAGCCAUCCCUCCGCCUCUGCCUCCCAAGUGCUGGGAUUAUAAGUAUGAGCCACCAUACCUGGGUUGUCAUGACUUGGAGAUAUGAGCUACAGGAGUAACAUAUGGUUCCCAUGGAGGGCUUGGGGCUGUGUGAAGAGGGGUGGUGUGACUUUUGGGGUUCCCCGUGGCUGCUGCAGAGGCUGCAUAGACAGCUCACCCAGUGAGGCUUAGAGCAUGAGCCAUGUGCUCUGGAGCCAGACUGCUGUGGUUUGUGCCCUCCUUGGCUCAGUCUGUUGCUGUCAUUCUCUCCAUAGCCCAGUUUCUCCAUCCCUCAAAACAGGGAGACUAAGGAACCUGUGGGAGUUUAAGGCAGACAGGUUAUAUUUGGCGCAUCAGGUAACUGUCAGCUGACCUUCGUAAUGAUGCUCUUUGCCUUGUGAUGGAUUACAGUGAUAACAUGUUGCAUUUUGGUUUGAACAUGUUUCUGUUUAAAGGAAACAUGAUCAGAGCCUGUGCCUGUGCACCUGGACCUGGGCCUGUGCGUUUAAGUUAUCUUUCAGUGUGGGGGUGAGAUGAUGGGGGGGGUCUCACCUGGGAAGGUUUCUUUCUCACCAUGAUCUUAAAGCCAUUGGCUGGAAACACCUCCAAGAGUCCUUUUAGAACUUUUAGGGCUUUGCAGUUUUACCUAGGUCUCAAAGUUGGGUGAGUCUGGGCAGUGCAUUAUCCUGGGGAAUUUCUUUAUAGAAGAAUUUUUAAAAUAAUUUUAAAAAGUUUUUUUUCAGGGGGUUUUGUUGUUUGUUGUUGUUUUGUUGUUGUUGUUGUUCUUUUAUUUUGAGACAGACUCUCUGUGUAACCCUGGCUGCCUUGGAACUCUGUGUAGACCAGGCUGGCCUUAAACUCACAGAGAUUCACGUGUCUUUACUUCCCAAGUACUGACAUUAAAGGCCGUGUGCCACCAUGGCCUCACAUCUUUAUUUUAUUUUUCUUUUUUUGUUUGGGUUUUUUUUUUUUCUGGAGCUAGGGCCCGAACCCAGGGCCUUGUGCUUCCUAGGCAAGCGCUCUACCACUGAGCUAAAUCCCCAACUCCCCUAUUUUAUUUUUCUUAAAGAACACUUUUUUAAAAUAACUUUAUUUAAUUUUAUUUCAUAUGCAUUGGUGUCAGAUCCCCUGGAACUGAAGUUAUAGACAGUUAUGAGCUGUCAUGUGGGUGCUGGGGACUGACCCUGGCUCCUUCCGAAGAGCAGCCAGUGCUCUUAACCACUAAACCAUCUCUCCAACCCCCAACAGAUUUAUUUUUAAUCAUGUGUAUGUGUAUGUUGUCUGGGAAGUAGGGCAUACACGCAUGAGUGCGGUUAUCCGUGGAGGCCAGAGGAGGGCGCUGGAGAUCCCCCUGGAACUGGAGUUAUAGGUGGCUGUAAAUCUCCUGACAUGGAUGUUGGGAACUGAACAAUGGUCCUCUGCAAGAGCAGUCUCCGACCCCCCAAGGAGAGGAUCUCUUUAGCCCAUGAGCGUGAGAGCCUGGGCAACAUAAGGAGACUCCGUCUUAAAAAAAAAACCAUCGCAGAGCAAAGACUGAGGCUUUGGAGGGGCCGUAGUUGUGGCUCAGAACCUGGCAUGCACAAGGCUCUGGGUUUGAUCCCCAGAACCUCAGAAAUAAAGAUUAGAGUUGGAGUGGGACAGGCAGUAAGUAGCCUCUGGUAUGCUGGGACUAGACCGUUCCUGAACAGCACAGAUAGGCUCAUCAGGGGCGCAGGACCAAGGCUUGUCUCCACGGAGACUCAGGAGAGCAAGUUAGAAAAGGGCUUGUACCUUCAGGCUCGCUUGCGUGGGUGGAGUUACCAAGCAACCUUUGGGUUUUUCCUGCGUCCCGUGUUCAGGCUGUCCUGAAAUUUGGGUCUAAGGAUAGGGCUGUGAAGGAGCAGGUGGCUUUGGAAUUUGGUUAGAUCUGCUUCUACAACUUUUCGAUCUACUCAUAGUAGCUAACCAGGGUCGCCUGGGCCUCACUCCUCUCUGUGAAAGGGAAACAUUCAUUUGAGGACGACACUAGACGUAACCACAAGAAAGUGGGCAGAGGCUCACAGCUGUCCAUCAAAAUACAGUACCCGCAGCAACUCGCGGUCCCUUGUGAUGUGAAGCUUGCUGAUCCGAGGGAGUUGCUGGCGCCUCUCUACCUGAAUGAGGCUGGCUCUUAUUAGGCUGCUGUAGCGAAUUGGAUGUUUAUAGCCCUUCCGCUAGUUAAAACAGGACCUUAUCUGUCCGGGCAUGGGCUGAUCCCGACCAGACGCACAUUGCUACUUAAUGCGCGUGUAAGCAAGAGGGGCGUGGGGCCAGUGGAAUGUUGACGUAGAGUAGGCCUGACUUCUGGCUUUAAUCAGUUCCCCAGCUCCCUAGUUUGUACUAAGCUCCAGUGUUUAUCCUUCCUGGCCAGCCUCAGUAAUUCAGAGGAGCUGACCCAGAUCUCAGGAAGGCCAGUCAGUGUCCAGCCGCCAAUGCCCUUUCAAGGUACCUCUGCUUCUUACUGAGCCCCAACAGGUUCUCACAGCACUGAUUCCUAACCACUGCAGUACAUCAGCAGUACCCAGGAAGUUUGAAAAGGCAGGAGCCAGGCUGUACCCAAACAAUAUACCACCGAAAAGAACAACAGAAACAUCACGUGUUACCACCAUGUGUAACCAAGAUUAAGAACUAGUAUUGUUGGUGGGAGAAAAAUUCUACUCAUUGAGGGAAGUGUCACUCCAUUGGACCUAUGUAAUGAGUAUGUGGUCUUGGGAGUGGAUAACCACUCUAAAGGGAAGUGCAGAUUUCAUAUGUAAAUGCGGCCAUGCGUAUUCCGAAGACCUAAAGUAAAAUCUGCUCAAUUCCCUCCACUUGGACUAAAGACACCUUCACAAUAUUUUUUUUUCUAAUUAGGGCCCCCAAAAUAUAAAUUGUUUCAAUAAUUUGACUUUGACCCCGUGGUCAGGACAUUGUAAUGAUGUACACGCAAGGUGAUAAUGGGCGUGCAUUUCUGGAAAGGGGUGUCGUCUGUGGCAUCUGGCCCAAGUGACAUUUCCAGGAUGUUUUCCUGCCUUCUUGAGCCCCUCUGGAGGGCCCUUGCCAGCCAGCUUCUAGUUCAGUGGUUCUCAGCCUUCCUAAUGCUGUGACCCUUUAAUGCAGUUCCUUGUGUUGUGAUGACUCCCCACCAUAAAAUUAUUUUUGUUGCUACUUCAUAACUGUAAGUUUGCUACUGUUAUGAAUUGUAAUGUAAACAUCUGAUAGCGGGAUACCUGAUAUGUGACCCCUGUAAAAGGGUCAUUUGACACCCAGAGGGCUCUUGAGAACCAUGAUUCUGGGGAGAAGAUUCAUCGAGCCUCCAACUGUAGUGUCCCCGCAGUGCUUAGGCCUAGAGGCAGGCUCCUUUUGUAAGUUCCCAAUACUGUAAGGAUGCCAGAGGACGUCUGGGUUUUGACUGGGGAUGUGUAGCUCAAAAACAGAGUGUCUGCCUAACGUGAAGGGAUCCCUAGGUUCCUUUGAUUUCCCCCAGCACUCCACAAACCAGGCAUAAUAGUGUACCCCUGUAGUCCCACAUUUGGGAGGAAGAGACUCAAGGCCAGCAUAAACUACACGAGAAAAGAUAAAGAACGACAGUGGGGUCCAUUCUGCAGACAGUUUACAGCUUUGCGGGAAGCUAUAGCUAAGAAGGGAUGGUCUCCUGGGCUCUGUCAAGGAGUCUUGCUUUGAAAGUUCCCCCCAGAAACUGUGCUCCUGUGGAGGGGAAAUCCAGCCUUGCUCCCCUGGAGUGAAUCCUGUGGAAUUGACCUCCAGCUGGGUCUCCAGGUUCCCAGGUAAACUAUGACCGCCAAUGGCACCAGACUUGUUACAAUGUUUUUCUUUGUAAAGUUUACUUGUUCUGUUGUUCAUUGCUGUGGGACAGGGUCUUACUAUGAAGCCUAGACUCCGGAAGUUCCCUACCAGGUACUGAGAUACUAUGUCUCCACUACCUCCAGAGAGAACUUUUUAAAGUGACGGAUGCCAAGAUACCUGCAAAUGGGAUGGAGAGGUGGGGAGGGUGGUCAGCAGGAAGAGGGUACAGAUGGGGAUGGAGAACAGGCACUCGGUGGUUGAACCCUCAUUUCUUCCUCAAAGUUCUAUUGAGCGUCUUUGACACACGUUCUAACCCAGCAAAUCAGACCUUCCCCAAGGGCUCUCGGUCUUGGGUUGGAAUGGAUUUGCAGCUGGAGAGGUGGGGGUGGUUGUUCUUCCUUCUCUUUCCGUAUCCAGUCAGGUGGUUAGCAGCAGAAAGCACACAUCUUGAUAUUUAAAGACAUCUCUAAUGUUAUUCAUCUCAUGACUGAUCUUGCAAAAAAGGUUAGGAAGAUGCAAAUGUUCUUCCAUAAUGCAGGACUGGGGUUGUAGCUCACUCACAGUUCACUUGAACCUACAAAGACCCUGGGUCUCAUGCCCCCCAGUUCCACAAAGAUGAACAAUUGCUCAACAAAGUCAUGGUGUAUCCUUAUAGUAAAUAGCGUGCAGCUGUGAAAAAAAUCGAGUGGGUGGUUUGUGUUCUAGUUUAGAAAGAUCAAAGGGAUAAAAAACAAGGUUCAGGAACUAGAUAGAUGGCUCAGAGGUUAAGAGCAUUGAUUUUUUCCAGAGGACCCAGGUUCAAUUCCCAGCACACAGGUGGUAGGUCACAACUGCGAUGUGACUACAGUUAUGGGAGAUCCAACAACCUCUUCUGACCCCCUCACAUGGUGCACAGAUAGGCCAAUACAAACAAUAAAAUCAACUUCUUAAAGUCAAGGUCCCGGGGUUGGGGAUUUAGCUCAGUGGUAGAGCGCUUGCCUAGGAAGUGCAGGGCCCUGGGUUCGGUCCCCAGCUCCGAAAAAAAAGAACCAAAAAAAAAAAAAAAAAAAAAAGUCAAGGUCCGAAAGACUAUGAAAAGUAUGUUGGGAAGGGGGUAGAUUUUCAUAAGCCCUCCCCUUCCACUUCAGUUCUAGGACCACAGGUUCGUGCCACUAUACCUGGGUUUGUGUCACGCUGGGGAAGAUUCUUCCCAUAGCUUCUUGCUUGCUGCCCAGACGCUCUACGAACUAAGCUAUAUCCCAGCCUACCAAAAAGUUGUAAGAUGGCUCCUGUAGUCUUGGUGGGUGAGAGAAGGGGUAAGAUUAUAGACUGUGAUAGAACGCACCUUCUUAAACUUUGAUUUAUGAAUCAGAGAGCAAUCAGCUAAAAUUAUUUGUAUUUAUGUUGUCAGAUAAAUUGGUGGUUUUAUUAUGUCCCAGUUAAUCUAUGUUAUAGGUUCUGACCAUUGCAUGCUAAAACACCUCAGAAUCUGCCCUGCUGUGACCCCAGCGAGGCUAUGAUUGGCCAAUGGAAUGUGACUCCUGUUCUUCCCAUAAUGCCUCAUCUGGCCACAGAUGAUACAUACUCAGUUCUGUUAUGAAGCCCUCAGACUUUUCCCUUCCUCACCCUGAAACACAAGAGGAGCCAACAGCAUCUGGAGACUAACUGUAGGGGACAAGGAAGGCACAGAGCUGAGCCGAGUGUGGUUAGCUGAGGUUUUCGGAGGGCCGUGGCCUUUGCCUGGGGACUGUUUAGCUGCUGUCUGUUGGCAUCCGGUCCACCAAAUUGAUAGUGUGUUUGUGUUUGUUUCCAGCUUCUGAGUGGCAGCAAAAUGGGACCCAGCCUGGUAGUUUGGAAUGUUCAAAUGUUGAAACUUGUCCUUCACACUGGUUUCAUUCCAAAAUGGCAGGGCUCACAGGAAGCAAACCUGAAAUCCAGGGAAGCUUUCCUCCCUCCUGAGCUGAGAAAGAAAGGGAGAAAGGAUCUUAGGGCAUCAGAAACAAGAACCUUAGUCAAAGAGUAAGCCUUGGUCUGAUGUUUUUCUGGAAGACAAAUUCAAGUACAUGAAGCCCUGCUACAAGUCUUGAAAUGUCUUCCUUCCUGCUCCAGCAUCCUGAUCUUAGCCUGAGUGGGUGGAGUCCACAUUAGCCAUCCAUUCUCCCUUCUUUUCUUGCUUAGUACCUGGUAUUUAUGUUAAUGAAACCUGAUUUCUUUGUAAAUGGCAGCCAAGUGAAGGGAGUGGGUGAACUAACUGCCUGCCCACCUUCAGUCCUUAAAUAAGUGUCACUGAGAGACUUAUUCUCCCAGCAACAUCAGCCUCUUUUGUACAGAGUUGUACACAGGGUAGAACUCACCCUUGCUGGUGGCUCCUAGAGCCUGGCAGCAGCAACUGAACACAAUCUGAACAAGUCGGACUUAUACUAACAUGGUGCUGGGACAUGCCAGUCAUUGAGUACAGAUACAGCGACACACUGACAUUUAGGAGCUGUGCUGGAAGAUGAGCUUGCACUGUGCCUUCCUGCACAAAGCCAAGGUCACAUUAGCAGGUGUGGAAGACACCCACCGUUGAAUAUCUCUUGAUCGCUUCUGAGUAUGUUGAAUCUGCAAGUUAACUAAUUGUAAGUGAGGUCCAUCUUGACUGCCACACUGAGCUCCAUCUCUCCCCUGCCUCCCCUUCUCUUCAUUCUUUUGCUGGAAGGCCAUAGAACCUCACAUGUGAUAUCCCAGCCAUCUACUACUGAGCAUCAUCUCCAGCCCCAACAAGGUUCUUUGUUUAUUACUUAUUUAAAGGUAGGGAGUGAGAGUGGGCACAUGUGGAGGGUCAGAAGAUCUCUUGCAAGGAGUUAUUUUUCUUCUUCCACUAUGUCGGUCCUGCGGAUCAAAGUCAGGUGGUCAGGCCUGAUAGCAAGGGCCUUUACCUGCUGAGCUACCUUGUCAGCUACUGUUUGAUUCUUAUGUGGGGGUGGGGUUUGAACUCAGGGAUCUGUGCACUCAUUUCUGCCUCUUGAGUACUGGCAUUAAAGGCAUGGACUACCACAUCAUACUAGCCUAGUUGUGGUUUUUAAAAAUAGGCUGUCUAGUCCAGGAUGGCAGAAAACUCACUGUAUUGUCCGGGCUGCCUUCAAAUUGGAGGCAUUCCUCCUAGGUCUGGGGCUUGCAGGUAUGCACCACUUAAUUUAGGAUUGUUGUUGAUUAUUGGUUUUUGUAAAGUUGGAAUACAACUCUCACAUAUAUCAUGCCCCCCAAUUCUAUCUAUCUAUCUAUCUAUCUAUCUAUCUAUCUAUCUAUCUAUCUCUAUCUUACUCAUGUUAAAUUUAACUAGUGACAGAGCUCAACCAUACUGACUGCCACUCAUAGAAUGAACUUUAGGCCUUUUAAUCCUAUGAAUUGUAUGUUGUUUAUACAGAUAAAUUAUAAGGGGCAUUGCUGAGAAUUCCCAGAAGAGACUGGCCAAAUAUCUGUCUAACCAUUUGACAAAGAUGGCUUCCUCAUGGAAGGUUCAUUCUGUUAGGAAGCCACCCAAGUCUUGGAUAAAAUUUUAUGGUGAUUGAUCUCAAAUAGAGCAGUAGACUUCUCUCCAGAAGAGGGGGUUUAUAAAAAACAAAAAUAAAAAACAUUUCUUCUGAGAUACCUUGUAACCCUGGCUGGCCUGGAACUUGCUAUGUAGACCAGGCUGGCCUCAAAUUCAGAGAGCUGCUUGCAUCUGCCUCCUCUGUGCUGGAAUUAAGGUGUACACCACCAUAACUCCCCCGCCUCCUUUUAGAGGAGGGAACUUGUGUAGGAGUCAGAGGACAGCUUUGAGGAGUCAUUUCUCUCCUUCUUUUUUUUUUGGUUCUUUUUUUCAGAGCUGGGGACCGAACCCAGGGCCUUGUGCUUCCUAGGUAAGCGCUCUACCACUGAGCUAAAUCCCCAGCCCCCAUUUCUCUCCUUCUACUAUGUGAAUCCUGGGGAUCAAACUCAGGUCAUAAGACUUGGCAACAAGCACCUUUACUCAGUGAACCAUUUCACCAGCCCUGUUCCUGGACUUGUAUACUCAUGAGCAGCUUCAGGUACAGCUUGGAGGUAGUAAAGGCACAGGGUGGGCUGGUCUGAUCAGAAUGGCAUUUAGUACAGCACCAGUUUGUGAUCCCUGUGGUUUGAGAUCACUGUAAGGUAACAAAUACAUGGAAUACUCAUCCCCUUGAUGCCUCUAUAUGCCUUUUUAGGCUUUAAGCCUGCCCCACCCCUUUAACUUGUUAUCUCAGCCCUAGAUAUAGAGUCCAGAUCCUGGGAGGAUUUAGGCUUGGCCCUGAAUGGCCCUCUGCAUGCCUGCUUUUGGCUUGAAGGGGGAAUUGAGUCUCUCAGACAUUUGAUCCCCAAGCUGAGCCUAGAAUCAGCACUUUGAAUUCAGGCUUUUCCCUUUUUCCUUGCUAAUCCAGCCCUUGGCUUCUCCUGCGGUUUUCCAGAGUGACUUGUCAAAGCCCUUCUGUGUAAUGCUCUGUGCCACAGACUCUGUAGAGGGCAUCAGUGUACCGAUGCAGCCUAUGUCUGCUCCAUGCCACCCAGGAACCGAAUUUGUAAGCAAAAUGCUGUGACCCCAUAGAGUGGAUAUGGGGUACAUGUGGGUUCCUUUCACCUUUUCUUAGGGAUAUCUGGGCUGAGCCCACAGUCCUGUCUCGGGUCUUCACAUCAUAGGAUCUCAUGAAAGGAAAACAGUCACAACCGUUCAGGGUAAUAGCCCAUUAUGCAUCUGAUCAGCAGAGGCCUCUGAUGGUGGCUAAUCCAAACUCUUCUUGAGAUGAGCCACAGAGAGCCAGUUAGUCAUAGGUCAGUACCACAGAGUACUGAAUUUGCCUGGGUUGUUCGUCACAGUGCUAACGUAUCUGACUCUUCUCUCAGGGAGGUAGCCAUAUAAAUCUAUACCUCCUUCAGCUGCCAUGCCUGCUGGAAAAGCAGCUCGUGAGCACCAGAAAGACAGCUAUUCUCAUACACGCCAGAGUUCAUCGUGUCCUAGCAGCUGGCCAAGGCUUUGUUUUCAAGAGAACCUAAGAGAAUGGCUUCUUUUGUUCCAGUUUCCCCUCCCAGAGACUCAUCCCAGGGGUCCCUUCACCUGCAGUAUCCAUUAAUUCCGUGGAUUCAUUUUUCCCCAAAUAAACAAGUUUUCCUGCCAAAGAAAAUGUGUAUCGUGAGUGGAUGCAGGGCUGUCUUAGGGAUGUCUUGGGGCCGUCUUUGGAGGCAUGGUUUUCAUCUCCCUGGGCUGGCACCUGCCUCCUUGUGGGGCCCUUUCUGUUAUGGCCACAGUGUUGUACAGCCCUAGUUUCCUAAGGCCCUUGGCAGUUUUAUCAAUACUUCACAUGGCUGUCCAGCCUCCGAGAAAGCAUCCUCCACUCCUGUUUGCUCAGUUUCCUGAGGGUGCCUUUCCAAUCAUCUUCCACCUCUUGUUUCACACUCCGGGGACAUGUGUGGUUUCUGCAAACUGCACAGAUGUGCUUGGGGGAGGGAGGCAUGGCUGUGGCCUUGCACACUACAGCUGGCGGACUAAACUCUGAAGUGGGGAGGGGACUUUCUCUGAGCAAACAAGACAAUGGGCUUUAGUUUCCACCCUGCGGGAAGGCAGAGUGGGGUGUUCUCAUUGAGCGGUAUAGCUCAUGAGUUACAGAGGACCAUAGAUAACAUUUGAGUAUCUGAUCCUAGAUUGCAGUGUUAAGCAAUAAGGGACCAAUGAACGACAGACACUUGGGAGGGGGAGGCGGUAUGAGACAGGGUUGCUCCCUGUAGCCCUGGCUGACCUGGAGCUUGCUCUGCAGGCCAGGCUGUUCUCAAACUCAGAAAUCCUCCUGCCUCUGACUAAAGGAUUAAAGGUGUGCAAUACCACUGCCUGGCAUUUUUUCUUUUUUAACUUUUAUUUGUAUGUCUUGCUGACAGACACAGACACACACCCCCGCUGCUGCCGCCACUCACCAGAAGUCAUCAGACUGGAUCUUAGUGAGAGGGUCACUUACUUCUGUCAUAGCUGCUUAGCUCUAACUUGCCACCUCUGGAACACAAUAUAUAAUCAGGGUAAUAUGGUGGCUCCAGCUGGCCCACCUCUGUGAGUGUGAGCUGAAGAGCCAGACCCUGUGCUAAGCGAGCACACUUAUCCCAUUCAAAACAGCAUUGCCUGAGGAAGUCGGAGUUCUUCAGCUGCUUCUACAUAUUUUGACAGGAGAAACCUAUUUUUGUUUUCUGAUCCUAUUCUGAGUUUGUCCCCUAACUCAGGUAAAUGCACCUGGCUUGCUUCCACAACCCUUUUAUACAGGUCGUCUGUUAAGCACUGUGGUUUUAAUGGGGCGGUAACUAUAAGAAUGGAUCAUUGCCAACUAUGCCCAAGCCCUCCCCCUCCAAUGUAUAUUUUCUCCAAUGUAGUUCUUUCCUUAAAUAUAUAAACAUUUGAGCAAAAUUUUGUUUCAUAUACUUGUGAGCUACAGGAUAAAAUGACCAUUUUGUGGAGUUUGUGUUUUUCAUACCCAAGAUGAAAAUAAGGUUUUAUUUUAUUUAGUUUUUGGUUACUUUGUUCUCCCACCCUUCUCUCCCCCCUCCUUGCGUUCCCCCCUCUCUUUGAGGUAACCAGGCUGGCCAAGGCUGACCUUAAACUCCUGAUCCUCCUGCCCCAGCCUCCAGAGUGCUGGGAUUACAGCACAUGCUACCACACUCAGCUAGGAAUUAAGUUUUAAGUAAACAUAACAUUUUACCUGAAAAGGGAUGGCUUCAUGAGGUUAUCCAUAAUAUAAACACAUUUUACAGUAAGGAAAAAGGCUCCCGAGAAGACAAAAUAAGCCUGGAUUUUAAGCCAAGACACCUGGGUUCCAAGCGCAUUUUGUAUUUAUCACUUACAGUGUCUCGCUACCCAUGAUGACUUUCAGAUCUUGACAUUGGCUUGUAUAUGUUUUUAAAAGACAGAAUACAAUAUAACGGCCUAGAAGAAGAAGAAGGAUAAAACAAAAACAACAAAUUCAAACAUGGCAAGAGCCUUAAACUAAGGCUGUAUGAGGCUAGAGGGGUGACAGUGGCUAAAAGCACCUUGCCAAGAACUCAGGUUAAGUCCCCAGCACCAACACAGUGGCUCACAGUGUAACUCCAGUUCCAAGGGGUGUGGUGCCCUCUUAUGGCCCCACUGGCACUGCACACACAGAGUACACAAACACUCAGCAGGCAGAGGCAGGAGGAUCUCUGUAAGUCAAGGCCAGCUUGGUCUACAGAUUGAGAUCUAGGACAGCCAAAGCCACACAGAAAAACCCUGUCUCAAAAAAAAAAAAAAAAAAAAAAGAACAACAACAAACAAAAAGAAGUCUAUUAGAAAAAUAGAAGAAACCAGGGGCCAGGGGCUGGAGAGAUGGCUCAGCAGUUAAAAGCCCUGGCUGCUCUUCCAGAGGAUCUGGGUUCAGUUCCCAGCUUCUCCAAGGCAGUGCCCAGCUCUCUGUAACUCUAGUUCCAGGGGAUCUGACACGCUCACCCAGACAUAUAUGCAGUCACAACACCAAUGUACAUGAAAUAAAAAAUAGAUUUUUAAAAGAAAGGAGAGAAACUAGGGCCAGUUUGCUGUGUUUCUCCUGGCUGGUUUGGCUUCCAUGCUAGAAAGUGAACAUGAAGGUAUGGGAGCCCAGAGGCCCAAAAUACCCCAGCCGAUCUCCAUAGACCCGUGUUCCUGCACCUCAAAAUGGCCACUGCAGAGCCAGUCCACUUGUCAGAAUGUCAGCACUGACCAACCCGGACUUCUGUAUUAGUUACUUUUGGUUGCUGUGAUAAAAUUCCAUGACCAAAGACAAUUUACAGGAGAGUUGAUGAUGCUCUGGUUUCAAGGGUGAUUUCAAAGUAGGCAUGGCAACGGGCAUCCAUCCGGAUAGAAGCUGGCUUCACAUUUCUAUUCGUAUAACCUCCCCAAACAGCACCGUCAACCAGGACCAAAUGCUCAAAUAACCAAACCAGUGGAGAGCAUUUCUCAUACAAACUACAGCAACUGCCAACCCAUUGUCCUCCUCACAGGUUUAGGGCCCUCGGCUGUUUGAGAUGGUGGCAGGGGCCACUCUAGAUGGACAGGUAAGCAUGGACAGCUGCUAGGUCAGAGUUGGAUGAUGAGGGUGUGGAAUGGAGUUGCCAAAGGUCCAGGUUCUGUGUCGGAUACCCUUAGGGGGAUGCAUUUGUUCUCUGGCCACGUAAACCCCAGGGAUUCAAGGCUACACAAGCUCAAAUAAUAUUGUCGCAGAUAACAGGAAUCUAGUUCGUCCCCUCCUCCCCUGAGUGUGUGUGUGUGUGUGAUUAUUACCCGUGGAGAUCAGGAGAGGGCAUAGUAUUCUGUGUAGCUGAAGUUAUAGGAUGUUGUGUGCUACCUGAAAUGGGUGCUGGGAACGAAACUCAGGUCUUCUGGGAGAGCAGCAAAUGUUCCUAACCACUGAGCCCUCUCUCCGGCCCCUAUUGUGAUUAUUAAACCCAUGGUUUUUCUAGUAAGUUAUAUAUUUUCUUUUGUGUAUUUAAUUUUAUCUUGAAGUGUUUCAUACUUGUAGAAAAGUGACCACAGUGGCAUGAACACUCCCUUUCCCUGUCCCAGUGUCUACAGUUCUGAUUUACCUUGUGGUUCUUUUCUUGCUGUGGACACACACAUUUACUGCUGGGUUUGUUUAUUUUUCUUUGAGUUUUUCGCGGUGUCUGUGUGCGCGCAUGUGGGCAUGUAGGUGCCAGUGUGUGUGUAUGUUGGGGCUAGAAGAAACCUCCCAUGUGUCCCUUGGCUCUGUCCAGCUUAUUUUUAAUUAUUUCGAGAUGGGGCCUUUCACCUGGGGCUCACCUAUGGGCUAGGGCGGCUGGCCAGUUGGCAGCCUCUGUAGUAUUGCAGUUCCUGUGCUUGCUUCCCUGGUCCCCUACCCUGGGGUUAGCAGCACACACUGCAGCACCUGGCUUUUAAACAUGGGUUCCAGGUGUUUAACUAUGAUCCUCAAAUGGGCAGUAGCCUGCACCCCCUACCCUCUAAGACUAGUGUCUCAUAUAGCUCAGGCUAUCCUCAGUAUGUAACCGAGGAUGAUCUUGAACCUCUGGUCUUCUCACCUCCUUCUCCAGUGUUGAGAUUAUAAGUGUGUUAUGUUAUAUUAUUAUAAUAGUGUUACAUUCCUGGGGAUGGAAUACGUGUUUUAUGUAUGCCAAGCAAGCACUCUUCUAGCUAAGCUUGCAGUCCUAGCCCCUAAUUUAUAAAACUCCCUAAAGAGCUAUAUCGGUUUAUUUCUUUAGAAUUUGUAAUAGACUCCUUAUACUAGAGAGGUGUCGACCUCCAUGUGACCGCCUGUUGCAUAGGGCCAGUGUAUAUAAGUCAGGAAUUGUGGGGAAGUGUUUUGCUAAGCUUGCUGUCCUUAGGUCCCAUACGUCAUCCUAAUCAUUGUGGAUUAGUGAGGUUUGGUGUGGCAUGGCACUGUCCAACCUUUUAUGGCCAGUUUGCAGUCCAUUAAGCAACACCCUUUGAUACUUGGAGUUGGUGAUUGGCUGAGGUGGCUGUCAGUUUCAGGAUUUGAGGGAGGGAUCUGGGACUUAGUAGGGCAUCUGUUUCCUAGAGUGGCUUGCCCUGCCUCCACAGUUCAUCAACACAGAGAGUGUUUGAAGUGACGGUUGGUUUCAUCUAGUUUUGCUUAGCAUGCAAACAAAACCGCUGGAUUUUUUUUUUCUCAGCUAUGAGAUCAAAAGCUCUCUUCUCCAGAUGAUUGGAGCAUGAAGUAAGUUGAGCCAACAUUGCCACCUUAGAGCUUUGUUGGCAUAAGUGACUAGGGAUGUGACUUAUAUACGUUCUCAGGGAACAUUGCCAAAGCCAUACAGGGAAGCUGGGAAUGGCGCCUCUCCCUCGUUGUGUUACCACUGAGCUCAUGAACAUGGGUUCAGAGCACAAGGAAGCUCUCAUCAGCCAGAGAGGAGUAACAGCCAUUCAUUCCGGGGAUUGAUGGAGCCUUCCUUCACAGUGACCUAAGGGCAUGUGGUUCAUACCAGCUGGAAAACUUCCUGAGCUUCACCUCAGCUCCCACACCCACAGGCUGUCAGGCUGUCAGGCUGUCAGGCUGUCCCUCCUCUCCAUGCAUGGAAGCUUCAUGCCCAAGAAAAAAAUGGACCUUGUUCUGGUUCACAUCCUGGGGACUGAACAAAACAUGCAUGUAAAUAUUCCAUGCAAACUGUCCAAGAUAACUUGAGAGAGUCUCAGAUACAGCAGUUUAUUCGGGUUUGGCUGUUUCUUUACCUCCCGCCCUUAUAUUACUUACUCUGUGUGUGUGUGUGUGUGUGUGUGUGUGUGUGUGUGUAGGAGUAAAAUAUUUAUAACAGAGCUCAUACAUCAUUUCAUAUCACUCCUGACAUAUCUCAGUAAUUGUACUUUUUUAGUCAAGGUCUCAUCCGAAGCUGACCUCAAGCUCUCUGUGGCUAUGGUUGACCUUGAACUCCUGAUACUUCGGUCUGUACCUUCCUAGUGCUGAAGAAUGUGCUACCACACCUAGGUUUAUGUAGUGUGGGGAACUGAACCCAGGUUUUCUGCACUUUACCCAUGGAGGCACAUUCUCAGCUCCCUGUAUGAUCGUUUAUCUAUUUCCUUUGGAGAAAAGGUCUCACUGUGUAAGCCAGGCCUCAAGCUCUUAGUCCUCCUGUAUCAGUUCCUAAGGGCUACAGGACCACAGGACUGUUUUACUAUGCCCACCUCCAAAAAUUAUUUUUAUGUAUAGGUCUUUAUAAUUUGUAAUUGGUAAUCCUAUAGCCCGAGAAUCAAGCAAGACAUGGUCACAUGCACCUGUAAUAUCAGCAUUAGGGAAACUAAUGCAGGAGGAUGGUGAGUUUGAGGCCAGGCUGGAUUAAAUGGUGACAGUGGUCACAAAAGCAACACAGGAAUCAACAAAGCCCCAACCUCAUGCUUCAGAGAGAUGAAUCUGAACAAAGUUACGUGGUUUGGCAGGGUGACAGCUCACACUUGUGAGUCUACAGACUGGAAUCUCAGGUAGCCGUGUAUGAGCUUGGCUUCCUGUGCAUUUUGAAUGUCUGUCAAUGACUGAUCGUUGUAACUUACAGGAAUUUUUUAAAACAAUAUUUUAAUUAAAAAAAAAAAAAAACCCAAGGCAUCUGUCAGCUGUCAGCCUCCCGGUUUCUACUUUUGAGGAUCAGGGUGUUGUUGGUGAGUAAUGACAACGGGCCUGUAAAAUGCGGACUCUAACCCGCCGAUGACUCAUCCGGUACAAUGCAGUAUAUUUGUCAAGGAGACUGAAUCAUAUAUGGGGGAAACUACUUCUCAGCAGCCAGCUGGUUCUCAGGUCAGCCAGAGAGGAUCCAUUUUUAUCGGAAGCUUUAUAGUAGCGAUGAUGCUAAUGGGCAGCCCUUGGACUCCACAAUGUAGAGGAAAUGGCAUCUCCGGGCAGUGACAGCUAUAUUGUGCGUGUCAAGGCUGUGGUUAUGACCAGAGAUGACUCCAGCGGGGGAUGGUUCCCACAGGAAGGAGGCGGGAUCAGUCGCGUCGGGGUGUGUAAGGUCAUGCACCCUGAAGGCAACGGACGGAGCGGCUUUCUCAUCCAUGGCGAACGACAGAAAGACAAACUGGUUGUAUUGGAAUGCUAUGUCAGAAAGGACUUGGUCUACACCAAAGCCAAUCCGACGUUUCACCAUUGGAAGGUUGAUAAUAGGAAGUUUGGACUUACUUUCCAAAGCCCUGCGGAUGCACGAGCCUUUGACAGGGGCGUGAGAAAAGCCAUCGAAGACCUUAUAGAAGGUUCAACAACCUCCUCUUCCACGAUCCAUAACGAAGCUGAGCUCGGAGACGAUGACGUUUUUACAACUGCCACAGACAGUUCUUCUAAUUCCUCGCAGAAGAGGGAGCCGAAUACAAGGACAAUCUCCUCCCCCACAUCGUGCGAGCACCGGAGGAUUUAUACCCUUGACCCGUACCCCAUGGAUCUUUACCACCCCGACCAGCGUUUGCCGCGGUCGUACCCCCAGGUCACCUUCCCGGAAGAUGAUGAAGAGAUAGUACGCAUCAACCCCCGAGAGAAGAUCUGGAUGACGGGUUACGAAGAUUACCGGCACGCGCCAGUCCGCGGCAAAUACUUGGACAGCACCGAAGACGCAGACUCCUACGUGCGCUUCGCCAAGGGUGAAGUCCCCAAACACGAAUAUACGUAUCCCUACGUUGAUUCUUCGGACUUUGGCUUCGGCGAGGAUCCCAAAGGCAAUGUGAUCAAGACACAGCCGCCCAGGGCCAAGUCCCGUCGGCGGAAGGAGAACGGCGAACGGUCGCGGUGCGUGUACUGCAGGGACAUGUUCAACCACGAAGAGAACAGAAGGGGCCACUGCCAAGACGCGCCCGACGCCGUGAGAACGUGCAUUCGCCGGGUGAGCUGUAUGUGGUGCGCGGACAGCAUGCUGUACCACUGCAUGUCCGACCCCGAGGGAGACUACACUGACCCUUGUUCGUGCGACACAAGCGAUGAGAAGUUUUGCCUCCGGUGGAUGGCACUAAUUGCCUUGUCUUUCUUGGCUCCUUGUAUGUGCUGUUACCUGCCCCUCCGGGCCUGCCACCACUGUGGAGUGAUGUGCAGGUGCUGUGGUGGGAAGCACAAAGCCGCUGCGUGACUCGGUUUCCUUCCUCUCCCCUUCUCCAACCACAGCCACAGGCAUCUCGUCUCCUGCGUACAGCCCCACCCCACCCACCCACCCCGCCCCCAUCUUCUCCCUGGCUCCCUUCCAACUCCAAAAGGCAAGGCCAAUCAGAGGAGGCCAGGCUCUGGUCCCUUGGUGACAUCAUUCCAAACCCGGGGUAGCUGCCACCCCCCCCCACCCCCCACCCCCCCGUGUUGCAGUGUUCUGAGGAAAGGAGCCUUCGGCAUAGACUCGUGUAUUUUUCCAGCCUAUAAUCAUGCUGUCUUUCCUGAGUGUUGGUUUCCAACCCCCUCCUCCCUACCUUUCUGGUUCUGCUGUCUUGGAGGGGUUUAUUGAUUUCCCCCCACCCACCCACCCCUGCCCCGUGACCUUUUUUUUUUCUCUUUCUUUUCUCCCCAUUGGGCUUGCCUGUCGCUAACUAUCAUAGGUCCCUCAGAGAUGUGACCGAAUGAUGAAGCCAUCACCCAGGAUGUUGUUAUUCGAGGAGAUGAGCUAGAUAACAAGUCUGUACCAUAAAACAAUAAUACUUUAAGUCCUAAAGCCAAAUCUCCCGUGAUGCCCGGGGGGGUGGGGGGGUGGGGGGCCCUUAAUCCGCCAUCAUCUCUUCCCCUCCCCUCCCCCCACACGAACCCAUUCACUGAUUCAAAACAGUCACCUUUUAAAUGACUUUUUUGAGCCUUAACUCCAGAUUAACUUGUGAGAAUCAAGAACAAAUCCCUCAAAUUGCUUUGCAUCCUCUUGGACCAGGGCUUGCAAGGGGAUUUGGGUUUCUAUGAGCCUGCCCAGUUUACCCCGUAAAAUAGGACUUUUUUAGAAUCCCAUCGCCACUUCUAAAAUCCUAGUAACACAUCAGCGAGAUAACUUUUAUUCGUUAUUUUACAAACCAAAUCGGUUUACUCAAUUAAAAACCAGUGUCCUGUGAACAAGUUCCAGUUGGAAAACACUACAGUUGUGGAUAGAACCGUAGCCAUUCCCAGCCCCCUACACUGUUUUACAUUAUUCAGGGGGGGGGGCAUUUUUAAAUACCAUCGAUUCAAAGAGCGGUGGCUUGCUCUUUUUUUUUAGGUGAAUGUUUUUGUUUUGGAGGCUUUUGUUUUUUAGUUUGAGGCUCAAUUCUUUAUUUAUACUUGAAAAACAAACAAACAAGGCCAUAUGUAAAGAAAAAAACCCUUUCAAUGCCUAAGUGUCUUUUCUUCCACCACUCCACACCCACAUUUGCCACUUGGGGUGCACAGAUAAGGGUAGGUCACCAACUGAUUAUGCCUGUCGCCGAGCCAUACAAAAGGCUUCUUAUUCGGGGGGGGGGUAUAUAUAUAUAUAUAAAGGAAUAGCCAACUCUUACUGAAAAAAGACAAGCAAAAGUGGUUACCUAUACCUAGCAUGGUACAAUCUAAAUUUCAUGGGGACUGUAGGGGACAGGCUUGUCACCACUGGCCGUUCUUCCUAUAGUGAUUAACGGUGGAGGGCCGACUCAGUCCCCUUUAAUCCCUAAACCGCCCUCUCCCCCUUAUUUUUCCAGUCUGUCAAUCACUCUGGGAAAAUGCUAGCCAUGCAUACCUUCCUGGCAAUGUUUUCUGCUCGCCUGACAGCCUGCCGUGUUUCUUCAGACGGAUCAUCGGUGUAGAUAGAAUCAGCAUGCUUCUGCGUUCGUUGGGAGGUGUUUUUCUUUGUUGGGAUGACUGGUUGGGGCUGUCGUAGGAAAGGUGCAGGGGGCUGCCAUCUCCGCCAUGUGGAGAGAGGGGUCUCCAUGCUAGGAGACUCUAGACUGCCUCCAGCCAGCCUCCAGUGCUGUGGAGAGACUGUCCCAGCCUGAGGGACUCUCCUUGGGCCCUCUCACCUCUCUACAAAGCACAACACUAAUCUGUUUCCUCAGACCUCUGUUCAAGUGCCCCUAUUUAUUUCGAUAAGAAUGCGCAUCCCUGUCUGUCGCCCUGUGGUGUCGGGCGCAUCCCUGUCCGGCGCCCCGCGGUGUCGCGCGCCGCUCUGCCGUAUCCGGCACCCGCAGUGUCCCGCGCCUUGCAGUGUCGCCUCUGUCCUCGUUUGUGCUUCCCUCUUCCCUUGCUGGUUCCCACCCUCCUAAGAGUUAUGCUAGUGGAUCUUACUCCGUGCAUCAUCGUCUUUUGGUUCGUGAAGGCAGCGGUUAAGGGCACAAAGAUAGCCAUGGGGACAUUUAUGUAAAUACGUUUAAUUGCCACACUGCAGCUGAACGGUGUGUAGUAUUUUCCCAGUCAGCUUUGCCAUACUGACGUCAAUCAUUUGAGAGAAAUUAUUCAGAUUUUAUUUUUAUAUCCGUGGUAACAAAACCUAACCAAAAGGUUUCCUGUUGAGAAGUUUCCCUGACUCUUAUCCCAAGCUAUUCGCUCACAUUAACAAAUUAAAGUGCCUGAAGCAAAAUUCAUUUACCUGUACACUAAAACCCCUGUUGUAUUGAUUUUUUUUUAUAAUAAGCCUUUUUACCUCUGUAAAAAAAUAUAUAUAUACAAGUGUAUGAUGUACAUUUUAGUUCUUAACUUUUUUUAUGGUUUCUAAUAUGUAUGACCAAUGUAGCCAUUGCUUUGAAAUGUACCAUGUAAAUAUAAACACAUCCUAUCAGA